UGAAAAGCCCGCGAAGCAAUGAGAAUUUUCCUUCCGGUCUUGGAUGUGUCAAGUGAUCUUCUUGAUCAGAAAUUCAAUUACGUCGUCGGUUGACAUCUACCUAUACCCAUGGAUUAUCUCCAUCACCUUCACAACCUUGAAUUGCUAAGAGAGCUACCUUUGCCAAGACCACGUCGUGGGCUACGGGAUGCUAGAAAUCCAUCGGAAUCGUAUGAGGAUGGGCCAUUUCGAGAUCGGUAUCGACUGUCAAAAGAAACCGUCAUUUACAUCAUCAACAUGCUGGAAGCCGAAUUGAAGAGGGACACACAGAGGAAUGAUCCACUUCCCGUUUAUUUGCAGGUGUUGACGGCUCUCCGUUUUCAUGCAGUGGGAUCAUUUCAAAAGAUGCAUGGUGAUGAGGCAGCAAUAUCACAGUCAUCAAUGUGUCGAAUCAUCAAAGAUGUGUCAGAAGCUAUAGCAAGAAGGAAAAGGCAAUACAUGAAGUUUCCUUCGACAAGAGAAGAAGUUGAAGCAACUCAGCGACAGUUCUUCCAGUACUGCAGAUUUCCAGGAGUGAUAGGUGCAAUUGAUGGGACACAUGUCUACAUCAGGAGCCCUGGUGGGGAUCAGGCAAUAUACUUCCUCAACAGGAAGAAUAGAUACUCGAUCAAUGUUCAGGUUGUUUGUGAUCAGGCUGGGAAAAUAACAAGCAUCGUUGCCAGAUGGCCUGGCAGCACACCUAACUCCGCAACCGUAAGUCACUUUUCAACCAAACUUGGAUGGUAGAUGUACUUAGGCGACCUGCAUAUUAUGCUGCAGUCGGAGGUCACAUGGUAAGGUCAAAGUGUUCAAAGUUUUUGUAGAAAUGUACCAAACCCGACGGUGCUCUCACUCCAUGAUGUGUCACUGCAUCGUAGCAAUCCAGUCGGAUUUGAAAUGGUCUACACAUGUUGAAUAUAUGGUCAAGCGCGCAAAUAGUCGUUUAUAUGUUCUUCGCACUUUGAAAUAUCAUAGUCUGUAAUUUCAGGACCUUAUAGUUGUAUAUACUAGUUUCGUGAGACCAGUUGUUGAAUAUGCUGUACCUGUAUGGUCAGGAGCACUAACAAAACAACAAGUACAAGUCAUCGAACGUAUUCAGAAACGUGCCCUUAGAAUCAUUUUUGGAGCAGCAUAUUCUUCAUAUGAGCAUGCUUUACUCCAGUCAGAACUGAUGUCUCUUGAAGAUAGAUGGAUCAAACUCUUUGUCUUGCGUUUGCGAAGUCUAUGCAAAUCCCCACGUCUAAACUGUAUCACCUUCUACCUCAAAAUAGGACUUGUCAAUAUCAGACUAGAAGCUUGGCCGGAACAGUAGAGAUGCGAUGUCGAACUUCACGAUAUAGAAAUAGCCCCUUGCCCUCGUUGAUUCGGCACCUUAAAGAGAAAUUCCAGUAGUUGCAGUAAACACUGUUUUCAUGAGAAAGUCUGUAAAACAAGGCUUAAUUGUCAUUAAUCAUCGAGGAUCUAGAUCUGGUACAGUUACAUAAACUGAACUUUGUGAAAUCUUGAAAUCUACGCUGAAAAAUGUUCAGGCUGAAGAUCCCCAACACAGAUAAGCGCACGUGGGACAGUGUAUAAUUAUUGCUUCGAAUGUCGGGCCCGACGCUCUACCCGAAUCCUGUGCUUAUUUGCUGAUUUCUCAGCAAUUACACAAUUUCUUCCAGAAUCCUUUGGCACAUAUGUUUUAUUUAUACAAACAGACACUUUGGUGGUCAUUUCAUUGGAUUCUGUACGAACUCAUUUUGAUAUCGUUACCAAAACUAGCAUUUACCUUUAACUCUAAAAGAAUUGAUUACAAGGAGUAGUUUUUUUUGUAUAUAUCUUCCCCUAUCGUUACAUGUAUAAUAAUAUCAAACUACGAAUGGCUGAGAAUUAAAGAACUCAUCAUUCAUUGGACUCUUAAAAUGUGAUAUCAUUAAAAGAUUGUUUUUUAUAAAAUGCAGAUUACAUACUAAUUCUAAUGUUGAGUUCUCUUUAUGUUGGCGAACUCAAGUUUCAUUUCAUUUCAUUUUACUUUGUUAAUCAAAAUAUUUUUCUUUCAUAUAUGAGCAAUUAUUCACUGAUAUCUAGUCGUAAACUUAAUAUUUGAAUUGAAGUCAUAAAAAUUGCCAAAAUAUGUAUUAUUGCAGCAUAUUAGAUUAUCGUUUUUUCCCAAAGUAAUGUAAUUCAGAACUUAAUAUGUAAAUGUGUUUAUUAAUUUCUCUUUGUAUAUAUGUUUAAUCGUUUUAUGAUUUCUGUAUACAGUGUAUACUGAAUCAUUUAUUUUUAUUAUUAUUUAUUUAUUUUUAUUUUUAUUUGUUUAUUUUUUAUUCAUUUGAUAUAUAUUGUUUAUUUCUUAAUUUAAUCUUAUUUUUUAUUCAUAAAAUUUACUUAUAAAAGGGGGCCUUCACCCUGCAAGCUCUGCUUUUUAGUUGGUCUCCUUCCCUUUCGAUUUCAUGGUAUUAUUGUAUUAUAAAAAAUGAUUUAAAUGUUAUAUUUUGUAAAUAUGUAUAUUGAACUAUCAUUGUAAAUGUAAAAAGAUUGAAAGAGAAAAUAAAUGAAUUGAAUUGAAUUGAAUUGAAUUGCUUCUUCGCCCUUUUCUCUCUGUUUCCCUUCCACCAUCAAUUUCUUCUCUUCUCUCUCUCUUUCUCUGCCUCUCUUCUCUCUUCCACUAUUUCUAUUCCUUUCUGCUUUCCAAUUCAUUUCCUCUAUCCACUCAUAUUUACAUGUAUUUUGAAUAUUUUUCAUUUUUUUUUAUUGAUCAGUGAGUAUCAAUUUAAAUUUAUUUAUGAUAUACUUUGUUACAUAUGUCUAUAUUGAAAUUUGUUCGUAGUACUAUAAGUUUUUUUUACCUUGUUAUUGAUGAUUUUGUUUGAAAUGUAAAUUUUCGCAAUUCGGCUUUUGCCGCAAAGAAAGGAUUUUUAAUAAACCAUUUUGAAUUGAAUUGAAUUUACAGGUCAACAUUAAAGUUUAUGUGCAAGGCUCUUAUGACAAGUGUUAUUCCAUCCCAGUCAUUUCACAAUGAAGUUUCAAUACAAUUAUGUUGUGUGCCCUCGCAAAUCACGAUAUUUCUGGUUAUUUUCAUGAGUGGGCGAGACACAAUCACUGUUGCCAUGUUUUAUUCUAGAAAUAGUAAGCUUAGUAAUAGUAUGAAAAAAAUAAUUGAAAAAAGCUGGCCCGAUUUGUCCAGGUCAGAAAAGGGCAACACAAUGUUUGUUCAGGCCUUAAGUGAAUGCAUUCAUACAAUCUACCAUGUGUUUGGGAGUACAUGUUUAAAUAGCAAAUCAGCGUUCCUAUUGUAAGGUAUCUACUGAUUAAAAAAUAUCUGUAAAAAAUUUAAGAA
Messenger RNA from Lytechinus pictus (painted urchin), 3337 nucleotides. Its product is annotated as putative nuclease HARBI1. Bases 109 to 765 code for a protein of 218 amino acids. The transcript has 5 exons. The record is from RefSeq and is a predicted model, not a curated record. NCBI's taxonomy places the organism in Eukaryota, Metazoa, Echinodermata, Echinoidea, Temnopleuroida, Toxopneustidae.